Dendronephthya gigantea is the source of this 3607-nucleotide messenger RNA. Its product is annotated as rap1 GTPase-activating protein 1-like. The transcript is spliced from 23 exons. Gene Ontology annotation, cellular component: cytoplasm. Gene Ontology annotation, molecular function: GTPase activator activity. Gene Ontology annotation, biological process: regulation of small GTPase mediated signal transduction; activation of GTPase activity. Lineage: Eukaryota; Metazoa; Cnidaria; Anthozoa; Malacalcyonacea; Nephtheidae. Bases 680 to 2791 code for a protein of 703 amino acids. The record is from RefSeq and is a predicted model, not a curated record.
CCUUUCAUGUAUUAAAUAAUUAACUUCAAUCAACUUACAUUAGGUUUGUAUUUAUAAUAGAAGGCAAGUGCUAGGUUUUUCGUACUGAAAACCUCGGUUUUUCAUCUUUCAUUGUGGAUCGGAGGAAUUUAGACGAUUAACAAGUAUCUUAUCCUUAAGUGUAGAGGCACCAAGAUUGCACUUCUUUUACACAACACAACAGCUUCUGGUUGUUAAAUAACAAUAUUUAUUUUGUGACAUCCUGUUGUUAAACUUCACAAUCAUGUUGCAAGUAGUACAGGAAUGGACUUGGUAUAGUACAUGCUAAAAUAGUUGUUUGUUUUGAAUUACAGUAGCUGUUGAAUUUGAGGAAGCUAAUAAUAAAAUACUUCAUAUAACCUGUAUAUAUCUAUUUAUUAAAGUAAUGCGGCCUUGAACUCUUAAUAAUUGUUAUCGGAUGAAUAUUGAUUGAAACUGAUUAUCUUUUGUGAUCAUAGAAUAAUGAAGAAUUUUUUAAAUAUUUAAGUAGAUUACAGGUAAGCUGGAAAUCAUGAAGAAUCAGUUACCAAUAUGCUUUACAUGGUUUAUAUUUUCAUACAGUAAAAUAAUGAUCCUCUUAAAAUGAUGGAAAGGUAUUUUGAUUACUGUUAUUUUUUAGAGUGAUCGUUUGGAUGAACAGCGAUGCCCACUGUCCCAACCAAUGGCUCAGAGCAAUGUGGAUAGUGGUGAUUCUGUCAAGAAAUCACUAGAAAAUAAGGAGCCAAUUGAUGAGGUAUUGCUUGCUGGCAAGCCAUAUCCUCUGGUUGUGCUUCCUGUGACAGGGGAAUACUGGCAAGAGGGGACAAAUCAUAUGUGUGAUUUUGAUAAAAGAGGGAAACAUAUUAUCAAAAAAAUAGAUGAAGCAGAUCUGGUUAUUGAAGAUGACAUGGGUUACAGUGUUUAUAAAAAUUUCUUCAAGAAUAAGGAGCAUUUCAACUUUACAUCUGACAGUCCCCUUGGAUCACUUCUCCUUUCGUUGAAGUUUGAAGAAAAUUGUCCUGGAUGUGAUGAAAAAGAUGGUGAUAUUGUGAGAAUCAUUCUUAGAUCAGUAGAUAGAACAAUUCAAGGUGCAAUUACAACAAAGAAUCUCCCUUCAUGUCCUGGGCCGAGAGAUAUUUUAAAGGAAUUUGUUCCUGACCUUUUGGAAGACUUCACUGAACUUCAAUUUCAGCCUGUCAUAUAUCCAAAGGCAUCAUCUCAAAUAACUCGUUUCGAUGAGCACGGACAUGCAGAGAAAUUUAAAGUUGGAGUGAUCUAUCAGAGAGCACAACAGACAAGCGAAAGGCAGUUUUUCUGCAAUAAAUCCCACAGUAAGGCCAUGAAUGAUUUUUUGCAAAUCUUGGGAGAAGAGGUCGAGUUGUUUGGAUUCAAAGGGUACAGUGGAGGCUUAGAUACAAAGAACCACCAAACUGGCCGGAAAUCCGUUUACACCAAAUAUAAAGGAAGAGAGAUUAUGUUUCACGUGUCGACGUUACUGCCGUAUACAAGUGGUGAUGCACAACAGCUUCAAAGAAAACGACAUAUUGGGAACGAUAUUAUCGCAAUUAUUUUCCAAGAUGAAAAUACACCAUUUAGUCCGUGUUCCAUCCGUUCCAGUUUUCUUCAUAUUUUUAUUGUUGUUCAAGUCGAAGAAGCUUACUCGAAGAACACCAGAUAUAAGAUAACUGUCACCGCAAAAGAGGAUGUCCCAGAGUUCGGUCCCAGUCUACCCAAUCCUGCUGUCUUUUCUAAAAAUGACCCACAUUUACGGGAUUUCUUGUUGACGAAACUCUUAAAUGCUGAACUUGCUGCCUUCAAAGCUAAACAGUUUUCCACUUUAAUGGAGAGAACGAGAAAGUUGUUAUUUGAAGAUCUCGUUACAACUCUUGCAAAGAAAAGUCAAGAAAUACUGUCGCAGGGUGGUGAUGCUGCAAGUGGCAAUCAGUCAAAAGGAAAGAUUCUGCACUCGCUCCGAAAUGCUUUCAGAUCAGAAUCAUUACGAGGAGAACCAUCAAGUUUAGAUCGUGAAACAACACAAAGAUCAAAAUCACUGGAAAAUCUUGUCCAUGACGACGAACUUGAUAAAACGACGAAAAAGAAGAGGCCGACAAUUCAAAUGAAGAGGUAUUCUGUGAGCGGAGAUCGGACGCGGAGAGCCAUUCGUCCCAAGUCCAAGUCAAUGUUUCAUGCUCCACCGAUGAGCGCUGUUGACACAGCUGAGGCCCGGGAUAACAUGUUGCAACCUGAAGGCAAUGAUGGUGACGUCAGCCCAACAUUUGGUCGUCGUGAUGAAUCUCCAUCCGGGUCCUUUCAAAUCCUGGAUAUGGAUCCACCUAAGCUCACGUCAUCUGCAACGGAGCGGAGGCCUGAAUCUCCAGAGAUUAUAGAGCCCAGUACACCAGACAAGUCUGAAACGGAGGAAGCGACAUCACAUCAUAAGAAAUUAAAUGGGCUGAUUCCAUCGCCAAGAAACAGGAAGAAAAUGUUUAGUUCACUCGACAGAAAAUCCCCGGCUAGAGACAGAAAGGUUGGACGAAGCUCAACUGAACCUCGCGUGUCUUUAGAAAAUAAAGUUGGCAGAGUUGGUGACGAGAAUUUGAUAAUGCAAUUGAGAGGCGAUCUCUAUAAAUUGAGCAAUGAAAAAGCAAGGCUGAAGCGAGAAAACGAUGCCCUACGAGAAGAUAUGAAAAGCAUAAAAGAAGCAAUGCUUAAACAAGCGGAAGAUCUUUGUGAGUCGCAAUAUCAACUCAAUUUGCUCCUUGAAAACAGUAAACUUCCAGCAAGUGCUGUGUAACACAUUGAAAGACAUAAGUGGUCACGAUAUUCGGUGAACUUUGUGCAACAGAUAGCAGGUGAUAAACACUUGGUAAUCAUGUGAAAUCAAUAAUUAUGUCCGAUUAUAAACGUGGUGUUGUAUGUUAGUGCGGUAUACUGUACUAUGAAUUUGAUCCCGGCUUAACCUUGUAAUGUGAGUUAAAACCAUACAAUGAAGGAGCCUAUACAUACAUAUGUGCUCUAUCGUGAGACAAAUAUUAGUGUAAAAACGGUAAUGUAAAAGCAGAGUUUAUUUUUACAUCGUGUAUUAUAUGAUGAUGUGAAGCUUUGCUUUUGGAAAGAAGUAAUUGUAUAAUUUGAAGUAACAAGUCGACUUAUUAAUGCUAGCCUGCGAGCAGGCCUCAGUCGGCGCAGAGUGGUUUAAUAUAGUUUCUGCUAAUAUGUAACAUCUGUUUUCCAUACUGCAGCGACCUCAUGCAUGUCUGAAAUUUAUUAUUAGAAGUAAUUUGUCUAAAUACAAACAACUGAUUCAUAUGGACGUCAUAUGUGGGAAUCAUAAUAUAUUAUAACUUGUAAGAUUUUUAUAAUUCCGAAGUCUGUCUGUACAGACGAUUGCUAUGAAUUUGCACGAAAAUUGGUAUUUCAAUUCGUAGAUGGGUAACGAUCAGGCUAUGCUGUGAACUCUAUAAUCAGACUAAACCUUGGACUAAAUAAACCAUUGAACGUAAAAAUAAAGACUAUGUUAUCACGCAUGCGCUGCAAGUAUAAAUAUUAAAAUAAUAGAUGAAAAUGUAGGUGAAGAUAGAUGAUUUUACAAAUUUUCAAAUGCAAUGUA